Brassica oleracea var. oleracea is the source of this 1348-nucleotide messenger RNA. RefSeq lists its product as uncharacterized. NCBI's taxonomy places the organism in Eukaryota, Viridiplantae, Streptophyta, Magnoliopsida, Brassicales, Brassicaceae. The transcript is spliced from 5 exons. The record is from RefSeq and is a predicted model, not a curated record. The coding region runs from base 139 to 1314 and encodes 391 amino acids.
AAAAAGCUAAUGCCAUUUCCCUACAAUUUCUCUUUCUAUAACUCUUCCCAAACAAUAUAAACAACCACAUUAGAUGCAGACAGCUACUAACCAAAAAUAAACACACACAAUAGAAGAAACAAAAACAAAGAAAACUCCAUGGACAUCACAAGAAACAGCAUCACCAAGCUCCAUCUUCAAACACAGUCUCUAUUUCCUCCUAAUAUGGAGAGAACUUUAGAUGUUGAGCCAAGAAUGAGCACAAACCCAUUUGCAGAAGAUUUCAUCAAAUCACUGCCAAUUUCAUCAAACCAAAGCAGUAACAGCAGCAGCAGUGAGAUGGUAAACGAAAGAAGACAGAGUUUCUCAACACAAAAGAGCAUUGGAGAAGGAAGAAGCAGUGGACAGAGAAAAGUGAUGUUAAUGGAGUCUCCUUGCACUCCAGGCAGAGGAGUUUUCAGCUUCAGUAGCAGCCUCUCUGGUAGAAGAAGAAACUUCCCUUCUAAAUGGGAUGAUGCCGAGAAAUGGGUCACCUCCAGUCAUGAAUCUCCUGCACAUUCACUCAAGAGCCAUCACAUCCUUAAAGAUAAGUUAGCAAACGAAGUGCUAUCAACGGAAGGGUUUAUAUUCAGAGAUCUCGAGGAAGAAGAAGAAGCUCAAGUCCAACACAGAGACAUGGGAACAGAGAUGACACCGGUCGGAAGCGUAACGACUUCAAGAUGUCACACGCCCUUCGAAAGCACGUCUCCAGCGAGACACAACACGCCUUCGAACAUGUCCGGUCCGUUGACAGAAACCAAAAACGUUAUAGACAUCUCCGAGUUCGCCAACAAGUUACGACUCAGCGGGUCAGCAGCGACUCAGUAUUAUAACUCAGUGACGAGUCACUGGAACUCGAGGGAAGAGGAGGAAGAAGAGAUAUCCAAGAGCUUAAGACAUUCCGACAUGGAAAGCGAGUUACGGAGAAGUGUUUCAGUAGCUGUAUGGGAUGAUGAAGACGACAAGAUCAAGUUUUGUCAAAGAUAUCAAAGAGAAGAAGCCAAGAUCAAAGCAUGGGUGAAUCUCCAAGAUGCUAAAGCCGAAGCUCAGUCCAGGAAACUCGAGGUGAAAAUACAAAAGAUGAGAUCAAAUUUUGAGGAGAAAAUGAUGAAGAGAAUGGAUACGGUGCACCGGAGAGCAGAAGAGUGGAGAGCUACGGCGAGGCAACAACAUGCUGAGCAGUUGAAGAGAGCCGCUGAGACGGCGAGGAAGUUGAGUAACCGCCGUGGCUAUUUGGUUGCCGGCCGUAGCUCGUGUGGUUGUCUUCCCUGUAAUAAUAGUGGUUCUUGUCACUAACUGCUUUAUGUGUUUGGAUUAAUCAAUAUUUUUA